GCUGCUGCCGCGCACGGGAGGCAGGCCGGUGUUUUUCCACAAGUGAUGUCUAAUGGUCACCCAUGUUGAGAGACAAAGGUCAGAAAAAAGAAGCUCAUAAACUAAAUGUACCGCUGCCGCUGUUAUUCAGCACCGAGCAGCCGCACAAUACAGAAGAGACACCAGCGUUUCAAAGGAAUUAAAGGAAAUAAACAGUAAAGCAUGGCCCAGAAGGAGAAACUUCAGUGUCUAAAGGACUUCCACAAGGACAUUCUGAAACCCUCCCCAGGAAAGAGCCCAGGCACAAGGCCAGAGGAUGAAGCCGAGGGAAAACAUCCCCAAAGGGAAAAGUGGGCUAGCAAGCUUGACUUUCUUCUAUCAGUCGCCGGGGGCUUUGUUGGUUUGGGCAACGUUUGGCGGUUCCCGUACCUCUGCUACAAGAAUGGCGGAGGUGCUUUUCUCAUCCCGUACUUCAUUUUCCUGUUUGGCGGAGGACUGCCUGUAUUCUUCCUGGAGGUGGCGCUUGGUCAGUUCACCUCUGAGGGAGGAAUCACCUGCUGGGAGAAACUUUGCCCCAUUUUUACAGGUAUCGGCUAUGCAUCCAUAGUGAUUGUGUCUCUGCUGAACAUCUACUACAUUGUGAUUCUGGCCUGGGGCUUGUACUACCUGUUCCAGUGCUUUCAGCCAGAGCUUCCCUGGGCAAGCUGCAACAACAAAUGGAACACAGAAAAUUGUGUGGAGGAUACCCUCCGCAAGAACAAGACACUCUGGUUGGCUGCGGAUGCUGCUAACUUCACUUCCCCCGUCACUGAGUUCUGGGAGCGAAAUGUCCUCAGCAUCUCAGAUGGUAUCGAGCAGGUGGGUCAUAUUAAAUGGGACCUGGCUCUGUGUCUGCUCGCUAUGUGGGUCAUCUGUUUCUUCUGCAUCUGGAAGGGUGUCAAGUCCACUGGGAAGGUUGUGUACGUCACAGCAACAUUUCCAUUUGUCAUGUUAAUUGUCCUGCUUGUACGGGGUGUCACUCUUCCUGGGGCAGCCGAGGGCAUCAAAUUUUAUCUGUACCCAAAUGUGACUCGUCUUGGAGACCCAGAGGUGUGGAUCGAUGCAGGGACACAGAUUUUCUUCUCUUAUGCCAUCUGUCUUGGAGCCAUGACGUCACUGGGAAGCUACAACAAGUACAAAUACAACUGCUACAGGGACUGUUUGCUGCUGGGAGGCCUGAACAGCGCUACAAGUUUUGUGUCUGGCUUCGCAAUAUUUUCCGUCCUGGGCUUCAUGGCACAAGAGCAAGGGGUGGACAUAGCCGAUGUGGCAGAGUCAGGUCCUGGUUUGGCCUUCAUUGCUUACCCUAAAGCUGUGAGUAUGAUGCCACUUCCAACAUUUUGGGCAAUUCUUUUCUUCAUCAUGCUUCUGCUGUUGGGCCUCGACAGUCAGUUUGUUGAAGUGGAAGGGCAGAUCACCUCCCUAGUGGAUCUGUAUCCAUCCUUCCUAAGGAAGGGUUAUCGGCGUGAAAUCUUCAUUGCUAUAGUCUGUUUUGUGAGCUACCUGUUGGGACUUACCAUGGUCACCGAGGGUGGCAUGUACGUGUUUCAACUCUUUGACUACUAUGCAGCCAGUGGCGUGUGCCUUUUAUGGGUUGCAUUCUUUGAAUGUAUUGCUGUUGCCUGGGUUUAUGGCGCUGAUAAUUUCUAUGAUGCGAUUGAAGAGAUGAUUGGUUACAGACCAAACCCCUGGAUGAAGUGGAGUUGGACUGUAAUCACACCUUUUCUGUGUGUGGGAUGCUUUGUCUUCUCAUUGGUCAAGUACACACCCUUGAGAUACAACAAAGUCUACGAGUACCCGGACUGGUCCGUUGGAGUCGGCUGGACCCUUGCCCUCACGUCCAUGAUCUGCAUACCAAUGGUGGUUGUGAUCAAAAUCAUUCAAUCAGAUGGACCCCUUAUAGAGCGGAUCAAAGCGGUGGCGGCACCUGUGAAGGGAGGAGCCAGUUCUUGCCCUCAGGAGUACCAGCCCAAAUGCAACGAGCUGGCGAAGCCGCUGGACCCCAACUGGAACGGAGGCUUGAUGAAGCCCACCCACACCAUCGUAGAAACUAUGAUGUGAACGCUCUCUGUGAGAGGAUUCAAUGACCUGCUUUUCCAUUAUAUAUAUAUGAUUCUAUAUAGUACAUGUAUUAAAAAUAUACUCUUUAACUUUUGACAUAGUCGUAGGACCAGGUUUACAUUGCUACGCAUCUGCACUAGGAGUCCUUGUUUUGUUUUGUUUUUCUACAGAGAAAGUUUGAUUUUGUCUGUCUGUAUUUUUAAUAUUUUUAUCACUAUUAUAUUGCUAUUGUUGUCGCUGUUAUUAGAAUGAGAACAGAUCGUAAACAGCAGUAUCCUGAACGUAGAACCACGACCGUUCUAUUUUUGUAACUUUUAUCUUGUACAUAUCGAAAUCAUACUGUGUUUAUUUUUUUGAGAAUCGAGAAUCAUGGGGAAAACACAAAGGGCUCCGUAAACGUGAAUCGCGAAAAGUAAUGUUGGUGUACAAAGAUCUAAAAAAAAAAUACACCCUCAUCCUCGCCAACAUGAAAGGCUCAUCUUUUUAGGGAUAGAAGUCAUUAUGCAUUAUUGUAGAGCUUUAAGUGUGUCCCGACAAACUGUUUAGACUGGAGAUUGUGCUGUGUGGAAGAAUCGAGCCGUAAGCACUGCUUGUUUUCAAUGCACUAUACCACUAAGGACACUACAUUCUCCAUAUUGUUGCACCAUUUAAAUGGAUAGUUUACAAAAAAAAAAAAAAGUCGUCAUUAUUUACUCACCCUCAAUUGGUUCCAAACCUGUAUGACUUGUAGUUUUUUAUAGAAUGAUUCAACAUACAAUAAAAGUCAAUGGGGAACAAAACAUUGACUUUCGGGGACCAUUUAGAACUUACUGUUUUCAAGUUUUUUAAAUGUAUUUUGGCAUUCACUGACACAACAAUAGCAUUUUUUUUUGGGGGGGGGGGGUUAAAAGUUAAAGUUUUUGAUAACAAUACCAUUAUCACCUCUGCAUAAAUGAUAAAAACGCGAAUAUGUGAAAACAGUGGCAUUAUGCGCAUCAAUAUUAUGUCUUAUGUCUGUAAGCACAUAGUUUUUCUUUACAAAGUGACAACGCCAACUACUGGCGUAAUAUAGCUUUUUGGUAGUUUUUUCGGAUCCAUGUGAAUGGGAAUUGUUUUGACAAAGUCGUUGUUUGUACAUGAAAAACGCAAAGGAAAAACUCUUCUGUUUUAAUAAAUUCUUUUUGGGUAAAUGUACCAUCAUUGUAUGAAAAAAAACAACUUUUGAACCAAUUGAAAUGUCUCUUUAUACAUGUUCCUCAACAAAACGGAACAUCGUGAGAGUGAGUAAAAAACGUAUCUUUAAUUUUUUGCGUGAACUGUCCCUUUUAAGUCUGUUAAAAAUGGUGCGUGACUUCGGAAUUAUGUGUAUCGCUAAUUCUUAUCCGUCUCUUUCCUCUUCAAAAGAUGCGUUCACAAUAAGUGACUUUUGUAGCAAAUACAACAGACAUGUCCAUUCUAUUUGCGCAGUUAAUGAACCCCCCACACAAAUUUCGAGUUUGCGCUAAAUCUGGGCCUGAUGUGCAAGUAUAUUCACUUUGCUAUUUGUAAGUCACCAGAUACGUUCUUAUUUGGGGAUUUCAGUAUGUGAAGCUGCCUGGCAAUAUUUAAAAACCACAUAGAUUCAGAGUAGUUUCAUAUGUUUUGUAUCAAAUCUCUUUGGUUUCAUUUCCAAUCACAUUUGCCUUUUGUAUUCAGAAACAUCACUGUAGUUGUCUGUUGUCUUCAGCAAAUACCAAUGGAUCUCAUCCACAGCUGUUAAACGACAAAAAAGAAGAAGAAGCAGCUUGCUGCGAACUGUAAUGUGCAAUACUUUGUAGAACGAUAUGCAUUGUUCCUGUCUUCACCUGUCUUGCAGAAAGUUGGUGCACGGAUGUGUGGAAUUGCAUAUGAUUUUUAAGCUGUUGAAAUAUGUCAGAAACAACGAACAGGGGCCAAUUUAAGCAGCCAUCCAUGGUAUGCUAAUUUAACACCAAAAACUCAAUGCAAAUCUACUUACUGUGACAAUUUAUACUUUUUAAAUUAGAAAGUAAAGCUUAAUUCUAAGGAUUAUGCCAAUGUUAUGGAUUAAAUUGAUCAGAUUUAACAUGAUAUUUUUGACAUGGCCAAGUUCAAACUGUAGCCAAUCGCAAAGGGAGAUGCUCAGUUGAUCUCAACAGCUUCUACCUUGCUACCUUUGGGAUGCUUCAUUACAGAAAUGUAAAUACAAAUGUUGAGAGAGGCACAAUUAUUAUUAUUGUUAUUAUUCCGAGAUUAAUAUGCAGUCUCAGGGUGUGUUUUAAUAACAGAGACUGGUUUCCCACAGUUGCACGUUUUUGAAACCCUUCCAUUUUUAAAGAACAGCUAAAGGGGGCAGUGUUUAUAAAUGCAAGAAGAGAACUUUUUUAAAAGUAAUGAUCAGAAAUGUUUUAUUUUUUUAUUUCGAGGAUAUCUAAGUUAAAAAAAAAAAAAUAA
Molecule: messenger RNA, 4509 nt
Organism: Carassius gibelio (silver crucian carp)
Lineage: Eukaryota; Metazoa; Chordata; Actinopteri; Cypriniformes; Cyprinidae
Gene: slc6a6b
Product: solute carrier family 6 member 6b
Exons: 14
Coding region: 202-2079 (625 amino acids)
Biological process (GO): taurine transmembrane transport; sodium ion transmembrane transport; neurotransmitter transport
Cellular component (GO): plasma membrane
Molecular function (GO): taurine:sodium symporter activity
Source: RefSeq, a predicted model, not a curated record